CUUUGCGACGAUUAUUUAUUAAACGUCGCGAAAUUUGGUAAAAAAAUAAAUUCCGGCUCGUUUUACGACGAUUUUUAUUGAUUCGUCGCAUGAUUAUAAUAAUAUUUAAAAAUAAAAAAAUAAUUACUGCGACGAAAAGUUAAUUUUCGUCGCAUUAUGCAUUGGUUUAUAUAUUAUAGCAAUUAAUUGCGACGAAUGUGUGAAAAGUCGUCGCACAGGAGUUGACACAAUUUACUCGGUUCUCUAUUGCGACGAAUUAGUUAAUGGGAUUCGUCGCAAUAGUUAAAUGUAUUUUUAUUUUGAAGUACUAUUAAACGUCGCAAUUGACUGAGUAUUCACAUAAGUAACCAACAAUAGUCUAUCAAAGGCCCAAUUCGCCGGCAAUUUCUCAAGAGAAAAAUCAAAAUCUUCGAUGGGUGACAACAGUGGAACCACCUCCUCCGCCAAUCGCCCCGCCGCUGCUACCUCCGCCGACGAAGAUCUGCUGCUCAAGAAUUUUUUCGCCGAAGUCAGCGAGGUUGAGCGCGAUAACGAAGUCAACAGGAUCCUUUCAUGCUUCAAGUUAAAUGCUUUUGAAUAUCUUAACCUACCAUUUGAUUCAUCUGUAGAUGAAGUGAAAAGGCAAUACCGUAAGCUAUCUUUGCUUGUCCAUCCUGAUAAGUGUAAACAUCCCCAAUCUAAGGAGGCAUUUGGAGCCAUCGCCCCUUUGUCCUUCUCCCUGCGGAACUAUCUCUUCGUGAAUUCUCUUUUCCCCCUGAUUCUCUCUACAAGAUCUCUGAGUUGGUGUAACAGAUCUGCGUUUUAAGCUCCAAGGAAAGUAUUGAUCAAGCUAACCAAGUGCGAAGGGAUUUGCGUGAGAAGCUCUUUGGCACGGAUGGAAAGAGUUUAUAAUGAUCAAGUGUAUAACUUCAGCAAAGCUUUCAACUCCUUGAACGAGCAUUUGAGACGACAAAGUCGUGUAUUUCUCCACAGCAAACUACUUCUAAUGAACAAUGAAGAAAGUAUGGACCAAUUUUUAUUUUUUUUAUUGUUUUAUUUUUUUGCUACAAUAUUUUUUUUAAGUUUAAGUGUAGUUUCGAAUUUGUAGUGUAUUUCACUUAAUUUUAUGAUUUUAAUGUGAUGGAAUAAAUUUGAAUGUGAUGUGUUCUUUGACCUAAUAGU
This is a messenger RNA of Erythranthe guttata (spotted monkey flower), 1161 nucleotides long. The record is from RefSeq and is a predicted model, not a curated record. Lineage: Eukaryota; Viridiplantae; Streptophyta; Magnoliopsida; Lamiales; Phrymaceae.